Messenger RNA from Postia placenta MAD-698-R-SB12, 1427 nucleotides. RefSeq lists its product as hypothetical. Lineage: Eukaryota; Fungi; Basidiomycota; Agaricomycetes; Polyporales; Adustoporiaceae. Gene Ontology annotation, cellular component: eukaryotic translation initiation factor 3 complex; cytoplasm. The transcript is spliced from 7 exons. Bases 30 to 1331 code for a protein of 433 amino acids. Gene Ontology annotation, molecular function: translation initiation factor activity. Gene Ontology annotation, biological process: cytoplasmic translational initiation. The record is from RefSeq and is a predicted model, not a curated record.
CGACUUGCAGCGCAUUCGUAUUAUCAAAAAUGGCAGCAGCAGACUCAGUAUCUGUCUUCGCAGAGGGUACAUUCUCAGAGCAGAUCCGCGAAUUGGUGGACUACCUUGCUCUGAGCCAGCCGGAGGAUCAGCGUCCAGCUUUCGUCCAGCCGUUUGCCGAUGUGUUGGAAAUCGCAGAUGGACAACCACCAAUUGAGGAGGAUGAGCCCCGGAGGACAAAAGUACUCACCAUGGUACUUGGUGAGGUAAAGGGGCUGGGAGACGGAUCGGAGAAAGAAAUUGAGGGCUUCUUCAAUCUCCUCUUUUCGCAUCUCAUCACACUGCUGCCUCUCGGUGAACCUGAGACGAAGGCUCAUCUUGCUGCUCUUCUCGAGACGAUCUCUACCUCCUCCAACCACACUCCCAUCAAGUACCGCAUACUGACCAACCUGUUCAAUGCUCUUCCUCGCCGAUCAAGUCUUCGACUGCACGUAUACAAGACUCUCCUCGAAAUCGCGAGCGAGCACGAUGAACUUGCCCUCCUCAGCCUGUCACGGCAGGAGGUAGAAAAAUGGCUAUCGGAGUGGGAUGUUGCGCCGGAAGACAAGAGCGACUUCAUUCAGCUCAUCGCAUCUGGAUACACGAAGUGCGGCCAGCCAGAAACAUCAUACGAAUAUACUAUCUCAUACGUCCGUUCCCUCUCUCCAUCAUCACCAACCGCACAAGCAGCCGCCAUCGAUGCCAUUGCUGCUGCACUCCGCCUUCCCUUACUUUUUGACUUCGACACCCUCUUCCGCCUCGACGCGGUCGUCGCGGCGAAAGACCACGAGCUGUUCGCACUCUUGCGCAUAUUCCUCAAUGAUGGCCUUCCCGAGUACAAGGCCUGGGAGGAGAGUCACCCGGACGCGCUCACGAAGUACAAUUUGGACAAGGCACAACUUGAGCGCAAGAUUAGACUAGUCACACUCGCAACGCUCGGCUUCCAGAACAUCGGACAUGAAUUGCCUUACGUGACGAUUGCUUCCGCCCUGCAGGUCGAUCCCUCUGAGGUUGAACGUUGGGUCAUUGAUGUCAUUCGAGUUGGCCUCAUUUCAGGACGCCUUUCCCAAACCUCGCAGACUCUACACGUCGUCCGCGCAACUCCGAGGGCCUUUGAACGUCCGCAAUGGGAGCUAUUGGAGAAGCGACUACUCGCAUGGAAGUCAGGGAUCGCGAGCGUGCUCGACGUUGUCGCUGUAGCACGGAAACGAGGUGGCGUAGAGGCAGUGACGAGUGCAAGCACUAGUAAUGUCCCGCCUGUGAGCACUGAGACACCCACACCUGCAGGAGUCGCGCAGACUGCUGCUGCUUGAGUGAGACCAGUCAUGCAGCGUAUAGAAAAUGGGUACGGCACCCCUGCAUGUUGUAUGUAGGCUGUUGCUAGAUGUAUCGAUGUUAUUAUACAGGUC